This is a messenger RNA of Sorex araneus (European shrew), 1215 nucleotides long. Its product is annotated as zinc finger protein 678-like. The record is from RefSeq and is a predicted model, not a curated record. Bases 1 to 1215 code for a protein of 404 amino acids. Lineage: Eukaryota; Metazoa; Chordata; Mammalia; Eulipotyphla; Soricidae. The transcript has 4 exons. Gene Ontology annotation, biological process: regulation of DNA-templated transcription.
AUGAAGAAUCCUCAGGUUUUUGUCAAAUCCUCGCUGGGGAUCCUCAAGAUUAACAGGCUGGAGAAGAUGGUGAUGCGUCAUCUGACAUGCUGUCCCCAGGAUGUAGUGACCUUCUCCGAUGUGUCUGUGAACUUCACCCUGGAAGAGUGGACGUGCCUGGAUGCCUCUCAGAGAAAACUGUACAGGGACGUGAUGCUGGAGACCUACCAGUAUCUGCGGGCCGUCGAUUGGGGGAAGGCCUUCCACCGAUCCUCAGACCUUAUUAUACAUAGGAGAAUUCACACUGGAGAGAAACCUUAUGUUUGUAAGGAAUGUGGGAAGGCCUUUUCUCAAUCAGAGUGCCUUUCUAAGCACAGGAAAAAUCAUAGUAAAGAGAAACCUCAUAAAUGUCAGACAUGUGGGAAGGCCUUCACUGUGCAGCAUUCCCUUACUGUGCAUAUGAGAAUUCAUACUGGAUACAAACAAUAUAUAUGUCAAGAGUGUGGGAAGGCCUUUACUACAUGUUCACAACUUAUUGUACAUAGGAGAAUUCACACUGGAGAGAAACCAUAUAUAUGUCAGGAGUGUGGGAAGGCCUUUGCUAGAUGCUCAGAUCUUUCUGUCCAUAGUAGAGUUCACACAGGAGAGAAACCAUAUAUAUGUCAGGAGUGUGGAAAGGCCUUUACUACAUGCUCACAACUUAUUGUACAUAGGAGAAUUCACACUGGAGAGAAACCAUAUAUAUGUCAGGAGUGUGGGAAGGCCUUUGCUAGAUGCUCAGAUCUUUCUGUCCAUAGGAGAAUUCACACAGGAGAGAAACCAUAUAUAUGUCAGGAGUGUGGGAAGGCCUUUACUAGAUGCUCACAUCUUUCUGUUCAUAGGAGAAUUCACACAGGAGAGAAACCAUAUGUAUGUCAGGAGUGUGGGAAGGCCUUUUCACAAUUCUCGGACCUUUCUGUACAUAGGAGAGUUCACACUGGAGAGGAACCAUAUAUAUGUCAGGAGUGUGGGAAGGCCUUCACUGUGCAGCAUUCCCUUACUGUGCAUAUGAGAAUUCAUACUGGAUACAAACAAUAUAUAUGUCAGGAGUGUGGGAAGGCCUUUACUACAUGCUCACAACUUACUGUACAUAGGAGAAUUCACACUGGAGAGAAACCAUAUAUAUGUCAGGAGUGUGGGAAGGCCUUUAUACAAAGCUCAUACCUUUCUGCACAUAGGAGAAUUCACACUGGAUAG